ACAUGUUUGUUUACUAAUCUGUUACUUUGUGUAUUCUCUCUUAGAUAAUUAUUAACAUUUAAUGAUUAUAAUACAGUUUUUGUAUUUAAAAACCUACAUAUAAAACUAUGAAAUAAUGUGUUUUAGACAUAAAAUGUUGAUCAAAUUGUUUCAAGUUGCAAACUUGAAAUAUUGUAGAAAUUUGGCAACGGCUAGUGUUCCCGCUAAAAAACAGAUUUUCAAACGUGUUAAACCACAUUGUAAUAUUGGAACCAUUGGUCACGUUGAUCAUGGAAAAACUACAUUAACAGCAGCUAUAACUAAAGUUCUAGCCGAGAAAAAUCUUGCCAAUUAUCGGAAGUAUGAAGAUAUCGACAAUGCUCCACAAGAAAGAGAACGUGGGAUAACCAUCAAUAUUGCGAAUAUUGAAUAUACUACUGAAAAACGACAUUACAGUCAUACUGAUUGUCCUGGACAUGCAGAUUAUAUAAAGAAUAUGAUAACUGGAACAGCAAAAAUGGAUGGAGCCAUACUAGUUAUUGCUGCUACAGAUGGAUCUAUGCCACAGACAAGAGAACAUUUAAUUUUGGCAAAACAGAUAGGCAUAGAUCAUAUAAUUGUGUUCAUCAACAAAGCUGAUGCAGUGGAUUCAGAAACAUUGGAAUUAGUGGAAUUAGAAAUAAGAGAAUUGUUGACAGAGAUAGGUUAUUCUGGAAAUGAUAUUCCUGUAAUUAUUGGAUCAGCUUUAAAUGCUCUUCAGGGAAAGAAUGAAGAAAUUGGCAAGAAAGCAAUUUUCCAACUCCUGGAUAUAGCUGAUCAAUACAUCCCUACUCCAGUUCGUGAUUUAGAUAAACCAUUUUUAUUACCCAUAGAAAAUGUAUAUUCUAUUGAAGGUCGUGGUACAGUUGUGACAGGAAGGUUAGAAAGAGGAAUAAUUAAAAAAGGAAUGGAAUGCGAAAUAAUCGGUUAUAACAAUCAUGUAAAAACUAUAAUAACAGGACUUGAGACAUUUCGUAAAAUUUUGGAGGAAGCGCAAGCAGGUGAUCAAUUAGGAAUUCUCCUGCGUGGAAUAAAGAGAGAUGAAAUAAGACGUGGAAUGGCUUUAUGCAAACCAGGAGCAUUUAAAACUUAUGACAACUGUGAAGCACAGAUAUAUGUUUUAGAGAAAGAUGAAGGUGGUCAGCCCAUUUAUUCUAGAUUUAAACCACAAAUAUUUUCUAAGACAUGGGAUUGUGCUGCUAGUAUAAUACUUAAAGAUAAAACAAUGGUGAUGCCUGGUGAAGAUGCUAAAGUAGAACUACACCUUAUAAAACCAAUGAUAUUGGAGCAAGGACAAAGAUUUACGUUAAGAGGUGGAACUGGCACUCUCGGAACGGGCAUUAUAACCAAAAUUUUAAACAAUUUAACUUCACAACAAAAAAUUGAAUUAGAAACGAGAAAAAACAAAGAGAAAUUGAAAGAAAAAGGGAAGCGAAGAUAAAUAAUAUUUUGUGAGAAUUGUACAGUAAUGGUCAGUGUUGUUCUAAUUAGUGAUUUCCACUGUAAUAUAAAGAACCUUAUCAUUAUAGUUAUUAAUUUUGUAAAAUGAUGACUGUUAAAUUUAGAUAUAUUUGCUUAUUAUUCUCAUAGAAACUAUUGAAGAGGACACACAAAUUUGAAUAACAUUUAAUCAAAACUAUAUUGAAUUGAAAUAUUUUGUUUAUAAUUAAGAUACAGUUUGUUUUCUUAGAUUAAA
Messenger RNA from Centruroides sculpturatus (bark scorpion), 1714 nucleotides. It is a transcript of the gene mEFTu1, whose product is annotated as elongation factor Tu-like. The transcript has 9 exons. Gene Ontology annotation, molecular function: GTP binding; GTPase activity; translation elongation factor activity. The record is from RefSeq and is a predicted model, not a curated record. Gene Ontology annotation, biological process: mitochondrial translational elongation. Bases 116 to 1459 code for a protein of 447 amino acids. Gene Ontology annotation, cellular component: mitochondrion. NCBI's taxonomy places the organism in Eukaryota, Metazoa, Arthropoda, Arachnida, Scorpiones, Buthidae.